This is a messenger RNA of Pongo pygmaeus (Bornean orangutan), 3249 nucleotides long. It is a transcript of the gene GPR68, whose product is annotated as G protein-coupled receptor 68. The record is from RefSeq and is a predicted model, not a curated record. The transcript is spliced from 2 exons. Gene Ontology annotation, molecular function: G protein-coupled receptor activity. Bases 701 to 1828 code for a protein of 375 amino acids. Gene Ontology annotation, biological process: cellular response to pH; G protein-coupled receptor signaling pathway. NCBI's taxonomy places the organism in Eukaryota, Metazoa, Chordata, Mammalia, Primates, Hominidae. Gene Ontology annotation, cellular component: membrane.
CUGCAAACCUAACUGCAGAGCCCCAGGCUGGGCUGGACAGGCUGAGGUCAGGGCAGGUGCAGAGAGGCCCAGAGCUGCAACACCGCACUUCAUUUAUUGCGUGGCUACUGAUGUGCCCGUGCUGGGCACACGGACGUGGAAAAGGACAGAAAGGCUACUCCUGGACUGUUCUCUGGGCUUGUCACCCUGGGGUUGUGGUGAGAGGCUGCUGACAGCCAGGGCACCUGGGAGUGGACGUGGCUGGAGAAGGACCCUUGUCCUUUUACAGCCAGGCCCACUCUGAGCCCCACGCAGUGUUCUAGAACCUGUCCCCCAGGGCAGGAUGGUAGCGGGGGCAGGAGUCUCUGAGCCAUUGCGGCCCUUCCCGGCAGGCGCCGAGCCUAGGGGCUGUGGUCAGGGUGAAAGGCAGGGCAUGGACCCUCACUCAGGGCUGCGUGUGCCCGACGUGGUGGGGGGUCGUGGAAUCGGAGCACAACUUGGCCCUGCGUUCCCAGGAAGGAACCCGAAGACCUCCCCAGGCCACCCUGCCAUCUGCAUGCGCGCUGGCAAGAGGAGGGGCGCGGGGUAAUGGUGGCCGGCGCCACAGCCCCGUGCCGCGCAGGGUCUUGCCCACCACCAGCGAUGCCCAGCCCUUGGUAGAGCUUGAACCACCUUCUAUAAACAGGAUGGCGGUGGAGAGACAGGCCCAGUCCCUGAACCCAUGAGGAGUGUGGCCCCUUCAGGCCCAAAGAUGGGGAACAUCACUGCAGACAACUCCUCGAUGAGCUGUACCAUCGACCAUACCAUCCACCAGACGCUAGCCCCGGUGGUCUAUGUUACGGUGCUGGUGGUGGGCUUCCCGGCCAACUGCCUGUCCCUCUACUUCGGCUACCUGCAGAUCAAGGCCCGGAACGAGCUGGGCGUGUACCUGUGCAACCUGACGGUGGCCGACCUCUUCUACAUCUGCUCGCUGCCCUUCUGGCUGCAGUACGUGCUGCAGCACGACAACUGGUCUCACGGCGACCUGUCCUGCCAGGUGUGCGGCAUCCUCCUCUACGAGAACAUCUACAUCAGCGUGGGCUUCCUCUGCUGCAUCUCCGUGGACCGCUACCUGGCUGUGGCCCAUCCCUUCCGCUUCCACCAGUUCCGAACCCUGAAGGCGGCCGUCGGCGUCAGCGUGGUCAUCUGGGCCAAGGAGCUGCUGACCAGCAUCUACUUCCUGAUGCACGAGGAGGUCAUCGAGGACGAGAACCAGCACCGCGUGUGCUUUGAGCACUACCCCAUCCAGGCAUGGCAGCGUGCCAUCAACUACUACCGCUUCCUGGUGGGCUUCCUCUUCCCCAUCUGCCUGCUGCUGGCGUCCUACCAGGGCAUCCUGCGCGCCGUGCGCCGGAGCCACGGCACCCAGAAGAGCCGCAAGGACCAGAUCCAGCGGCUGGUGCUCAGCACCGUGGUCAUCUUCCUGGCCUGCUUCCUGCCCUACCACGUGCUGCUGCUGGUGCGCAGCGUCUGGGAGGCCAGCUGCGACUUCGCCAAGGGCGUUUUCAACGCCUACCACUUCUCCCUCUUGCUCACCAGCUUCAACUGCGUCGCCGACCCCGUGCUCUACUGCUUCGUCAGCGAGACCACCCACCGGGACCUGGCCCGCCUCCGCGGGGCCUGCCUGGCCUUCCUCACCUGCUCCAGGACCGGCCGGGCCCGGGAGGCCUACCCGCUGGGUGCCCCCGAGGCCUCCGGGAAAAGCGGGGCCCAGGGCGAGGAGCCCGAGCUGUUGACCAAGCUCCACCCGGCCUUCCAGACCCCUAACUCGCCAGGGUCGGGCGGGUCCCCCACGGGCAGGUUGGCCUAGCCUGGGACCCCCGCGGGUGGGGCCAUGUGAGGCCUGAACCUUCAGUCCAUGGGCCUCAGGGCCGGCCGCCUCCUGCUUCCCCCAGCACCGGUGCCGCUUUCUGCGGAGGCAGCGAGGCCCCUGUGACUCUGGAAGCCUGCUCUGGCUUGCUGAGCCCGCUGGGACCGCCGAGGGUGGGAAUAAGCCCCCGUUGGCUCAUGGUGUCCUCUGCCGUGGCUGCGAUGUGGCCAGGCUGGGGCUGCUGGUGGGGGGAAGACAGUGAACUGUGCUCCCUGGCCUGCUUCCUGCAGAGUUUGUGCAUGGGGAGUGGGAGGACAUGGAGGGUGGGAGGCUGGGUGUUCACCUGCCAGGGCCUUCCAAUGCCACCGUUGUCACAGACAAUGCCUGUCCAAAUGUCCCGGUGGGAUCAGCACUGGAGCCCACCCACAACAGGGUGGGAAGGGAAGACUGGAGGGGGAAGGCAGGCAGGAGGGGGAAGGCAGGCAGGAGGGGGAAGGAAGGGAAGAGAGGAAAGGAAAGAAAGAGGGGGAAGGAAAGGAGGAGGAGAGAAGGAAGGUAGAGGGUGUUGGGUUUGGGGAAUUGAGGAAGUUAUAGGCAGAGGAGGACCCUAGCUCCAGCCAUAAGAACUGGGAGAGCCACCUGCUGCUCCAGAAGACCUGCCCACCUCCACAGAAAUGCUAGCCCUUCAGACCUUCUGGUCAGUGGACUGGGACCAGCUCUGACUAGGGAUGCCCUCCAAGGCCUGGGACUCGAGUUCUUCAGAACCAAGAGGCUACCUGGGCUUCCUCCAAGAAGGGACCAGGGGCUAGGAGCAGAAGUUGGCAUCAGUAAACAUUUCUGGAAUCUACCAAAGGGAGGCCCAGGCAGAACCCCUUCCUCAGUCUCCCCCUCUUCCCCCCAGCCUCGAAGAGGUUGAUCCUUUGUGCUGUGUCUCUUAGCCCUUUCACUGGGGAUGCCUAGAUGCAACAGCUCAGGCUCGUGGUGCCCCAGGGAAGGGUGCUCACAGCGGUCCCAGGGCUACACUUGGCUUUCACUGCACAGCCCCUGCUCAGAUCCUUAUGGAGGGUGUCCGAUGACUUGGGGAGGUUCUCUUCCCCUUCCUAGAGGAGGAAGUGACCAAGUUUGAAGGUGGCAGAAAUGACCACACAGCCAAGAAGAGCCCAUGCAACUCAGUCCAGGAUCUUACUGGGUCAAUGACAUUGGUGGAAGCCUCCAUGCCUCCUCAUUCCACAGCACUUCCUCCUAUGUUGACCUUAAACACCAGCUUCCCACUGAUACAGACUGGGAUGAGCUGAGGGCAGUCUCAUUUACUAUCAAGAGUUGUAUUUUUCUAUUGUCCUCUCUUUUUGCCAAGUCUACGUGUGUUGACUGUGCAGUGGAUUUAUGUAGCCAACUUCAGUCUGCAAAUAAAAGUAACUGGA